AUGUCUGAUCCUAACCAUUUCGACGUAAUCAACCACCGGUCAGCCAGAACAGAACAAAAUGGAAGCCAACCCGAUGCAGUCAUGACAUCCUAUCCGAGUACUCUGGAGUCGACAUCGCUCCCGCAAGCUGCAUCCAUGCUGUCGAAAACCUCAUCAUCCGAAGCCCACCAGGCAAGCAACACUUACGGGAGCGUCAGUGGCACGACCACAGAUCUCACCAAAACAUCUUCACCUCCACUACGCGAGAAAACCGCUUUAGUGAACGUCCAAAGCAAUCAUGUCGGACAUGUCGAAGCACAAGAUGACAGCAAUGUUGGUGUCGAGGAUAACAAUCUACAUUGGUUCAAAGCUGCCAUGAUAAUGAUAGCCGAGACUAUAUCUCUAGGUGUCCUAGGACUUCCACGCUGUCUUGCCGCUCUCGGCAUAAUCCCCGGAGUAAUCCUCAUCUGGUCCUUCGGCCUGAUGGCGACCUAUACCGGGUUCGUCGUCUGGCAGUUCAAGCAAGCGCACCCCGAUAUGAGGACCUUGGCUCACGGUUUGGAAAUGAUCUUUGGACGAUGGGGUCGGUGGGUUGGCGAAGUAUCUCAAUCGCUGAUGUUACUUUUUGUCAUGGCGGCGCACGUCGUGCUGUUCGGGAGUGCAAUGGCUGAGCUGACGAACAGAGGCAUCUGCAAAGUGCUUUCUAUGGCUAUUGGAGCUUUCACUUGCUUCAUCGUGUCACUACCGAGGACGAUGAAAGGGAACUCGUACCAUUCGGCGCUCUCCUGCUGCUCGAUAACAAUCGCGACAACCAUCGCUCUAAUCUCUAUCGCUCGCACAAAUCCAGUCGCCUCUUCUCAUUUCGGACCAGCUUACGCCAUCCUCCCAUACAACCUCACCAGCUUCAAAUCCGCCGCGAUGGCCAGCAGUAGCAUCAUCCUGGCGUUCAAUGGCCAUAUAGCAUACCCAACCAUCAUCACGGAAAUGAUACGACCUCAGGAUUUCCCAAAAGCACUCAUCUUCCUUGAAAGCGUAGCAGUAACUUUCUACACUAUCGUGGCAGUCGUCAUGUACAUCUACGCAGGUCAAGGAGUCACGGCGCCAGCCCUGGGAUCAGCAGAGCCACUAGUGAGAAAGGUAGCUUAUGGUUUCGCUUUGCCGACCAUUGUCGUCGCUGGCGUCAUCAUGGCUGUUGUGCUUGGCAAGAAUCUCUACAGCUUCACCUGGCGACGACGACUUCACGUUACGACUGAGAAUACUUUUCGAGCCUGGGGGAGCUGGAUCGGGAUCCUGGUGUGUUUGUGGGUCUUGGCGUGGAUUGUGGCGAAUGUGAUACCAAUCUUUGGACAACUACUUGGACUGAUCGGAGCACUUUUUGGAACUUGGUUUGCGCUGGGUUUCUGCUCGAUGUUGUGGCUGGGUCUCAACGUGGGAAGACAUUUGGAGAAGUGGAAGAAAGUGGUUUUGACGGCAGUGAAUGUGGGCAUUCUCCUGGUUUGCGCUGGUUGUUGUAUUGUGGGAACAUACGGAUCGCUCAUGGAAAUCAUAGCUGGUGGUGAAGGCGGCAAACCCUUCUCCUGCAACCACUAA
Recurvomyces mirabilis is the source of this 1569-nucleotide messenger RNA. RefSeq lists its product as uncharacterized. Gene Ontology annotation, biological process: amino acid transmembrane transport. The record is from RefSeq and is a predicted model, not a curated record. The transcript has 4 exons. Lineage: Eukaryota; Fungi; Ascomycota; Dothideomycetes; Mycosphaerellales; Teratosphaeriaceae. The coding region runs from base 1 to 1569 and encodes 522 amino acids. Gene Ontology annotation, molecular function: L-amino acid transmembrane transporter activity.